Molecule: messenger RNA, 477 nt
Organism: Didymodactylos carnosus
Lineage: Eukaryota; Metazoa; Rotifera; Eurotatoria; Philodinida; Philodinidae
Source: the annotation of a GenBank genome assembly
AUGGUCUUCCUUGUCAGUGUACUGUUACUCGGUUUAUUCAUCACUAUUCAUGCACAAGUUAACAAUAUCGUACCAGGACAAAUGUCCGUUAAAUUAUUACCUGAUAAUCAAAUUGCCGAUUUAGUCUAUGCGGCUAAUGCAACGGCAAAAUUUAUCGUAUCAUUUGAUGAAGUUCCGAUGCGCGGUAGCAAUGACGAAGGUGAUGUUCUGUUUGGUGUUGAAAUUCGAGGGUGGCAUCCAUCGGGUGGUCCUCGAGGAUAUAUUGCUUCAGCAUUCAAUACAACAACAUUAACAGAUUUUAUGAAGAAUUAUCGAAAUCUUGUUGAAUUUACAUUCGCAUCAGAUGUGUUUCCUGGUUAUUCUUGGUUUUUUCGGCCAUAUAUUGUCUUUUCAAAAUUCUACGGUAUGUCAACAAAUUUUGUGAAUUCGGCUGCUUCGGAGCAAUUUCAUGUACAAUCUUCUAAACCAACAUCGUAA